Molecule: messenger RNA, 1239 nt
Organism: Hansenula anomala
Lineage: Eukaryota; Fungi; Ascomycota; Saccharomycetes; Phaffomycetales; Wickerhamomycetaceae
Gene: SMK1
Product: mitogen-activated protein kinase SMK1
Exons: 2
Coding region: 1-1239 (412 amino acids)
Biological process (GO): intracellular signal transduction; protein phosphorylation
Cellular component (GO): nucleus; cytoplasm
Molecular function (GO): ATP binding; protein serine/threonine kinase activity
Source: RefSeq, a predicted model, not a curated record
AUGGGUAUUUUGAAAAGUGAAAACACCGUCAAUUUGCACAAUAAUAUUGCAUCUCAAGUCCAACCAAAGAAGCCUCCACCACAACCAGCAAGAUUCAGCAAACCAGGUUAUGUUAUUUAUGAAGAGGCAAAUUUCUACAUUGAUUCAAGGUUUCAAAUACAAAGUGUUUUGGGGAAAGGUUCUUAUGGCACUGUCUGUUCAGCUCUAGAUAUUUCCAAUAAGGAUAAACCAGUUUCCAUGGCUAUUAAAAAAGUUUCAAAUAUAUUCAAUAAGGAGAUUUUGUUAAAAAGGGCCGUUAGAGAGUUGAAACUUAUGAGAUUUUUUAAAGGUCAUAAAAAUAUAGUCAACCUCUAUGAUUUAGAUAUUGUGUAUUGUACACCAUAUGAUGGUUUAUAUUGCUUUCAAGAGUUGGCAGAUUAUGAUUUAGCAAGAGUGAUACAUUCAUCUGUUCAGUUUUCAGAACAUCACAUUCAAAGCUUCCUAUAUCAAAUAUUAUGUGGUUUAAAAUACAUGCAUUCAGCUGAUGUUAUACAUCGAGAUUUGAAGCCAGGUAAUAUAUUGGUUACAAUUCAAGGAACUCUCAAAAUUUGUGAUUUUGGGUUAGCUAGAGGAAUUUCUAAAGAAUUUUUGAAGCAAAAACCUCAUUCAAUAACAAACUAUGUUGCUACAAGAUGGUAUAGAGCGCCAGAGUUACUUUUAAGUAAAAAAACUUAUUCCAAGUCAGUUGAUAUGUGGGCUGUUGGUUGUAUUUUUGCAGAGUUGUAUGGUAGAAGACCAAUUUUUAUAGGUAAUGACCAAAUUCAUCAAGCUACUGAAAUUGUUAAAAUCCUAGGCUCUCCACCAAGAGAUGUCUUACUCAAGUAUGGAUCAGGCUUAAUAUGGGAGCUUUUCAAUUCUCCAAAUCCUCAAUACAAACCAAUUCCGUGGUCUCAAGUGUACCCAUUUGCUUCAAAAGCUGCUCAUGAUUUAUUGUCACACUUGAUAUGCUGGCACUCAGAUUCGAGAUAUAAUGUGGAGGAAGCUAUCAGUGACCCCUACCUAAAGUCUGUUAGAACUCCUGAUGAUGAGCCAAUAGCUCGAACUCCUUUCAAUUUUGAAUUUGAGACACUUGCAACAAAUUUGAAUGACUAUAAGAUAUUGAUUCAUGAAGAGGUUCAACAAUUUAAAAUUGAUAGGCUAGGAAGGUUGAAUGCUUCACAGAAUGAAGGAGGCUUGAGUAAUUUACUCAAUGCCAACUAA